Esox lucius (northern pike) is the source of this 3390-nucleotide messenger RNA. It is a transcript of the gene fbxl18, whose product is annotated as F-box and leucine-rich repeat protein 18. Gene Ontology annotation, biological process: SCF-dependent proteasomal ubiquitin-dependent protein catabolic process. Bases 674 to 2866 code for a protein of 730 amino acids. Gene Ontology annotation, molecular function: protein binding. The transcript has 7 exons. NCBI's taxonomy places the organism in Eukaryota, Metazoa, Chordata, Actinopteri, Esociformes, Esocidae. The record is from RefSeq and is a predicted model, not a curated record.
AUUUUAACACCAGUCUAUAGCAAAUCAGUAUAGAUCGUAACACCAGUCUCCACUAUUUGGGCUUGGUGUUGGUCUUGGACUACAAUUAUGCUUAAUUAUGAUAUCUUGGCCUAGAUCAGGGCUGCACAAUCCUGUUCCUGGAGAGCGGUCAUCCUGAAGGUUUUCUCCCUGGCCUAGACCUUUGAAUCAAGACAACAUUAAGGACAACCCAGGACUAAUGACUGCUGGAUAAGUCCAUAAUAAAUUUAAUAACUUGUACAUUUCGUUUGUCCUACACAAACAAAGACAAAAGAAUCUCUGGCAACUAUAUUUCACUUGAGUGGAAGACCGAAAGACCGGAAAACACCUAAUCAACAAACGCGAUUAGUAAUGCAACGUUAACAAAGGUGACAUUUCACACAACAUUCUGUCAGAAAGGUGAUGCAAGUGUAGAACAAGAGAAAAACAAUCAAUGGAGAUAAAAACGGAAAAGAUACGUAUUCUGUAACAAAUAUUUUGGAAUUAAAAAUGUGUAUUGGGAUAAACAGUUAACCGGAAAAGGGUCCGUCUUCAAUAAGUCCGAUAUAACACAGCAACUAUCGACCCUUUUGUUCCGGUAGUCCCAGCAAUCAGUCACAUUAAGUUAGCUCACGUUUUCCUUCGGUAGACAUGAACUGUUAAACAUGGCACAACAAUGAGUUUGUCUCUAAACGGAGCUAUAGUGGAAGACGAUAUGGACAAUCAAAUCGUACAGGACGGGUUGGGAGUUGUGUCACGGUCGAUCGGAAUAUCAGAUUUCUCGGAUGAGAUCCUUUUGAAUAUCCUGCGCUAUGUGUCGACUUCUGAUCUUCUGAAUAACGUGUCAAGGACCUGCCGUAAACUACACACACUCUGUUAUGACAAGACACUGUUGACCACCGCUACUCUGUCUGAGGAAUACACGGCCAAUGACGCCACUAUUCGGAAGGUGCUGAAGCAUUUAUCCAGUCACGUGCAGUCCCUCAGCCUGAGCGGCUGUUAUUGGCUAUCUGGCUCCACUAUUGACAAGCUGAUUGGCUGUCGCUCUAUUGUGCGCCUGGACCUAUCAGGGUGUCGCCUCACCUCUCUGCGUCUCUCCCGUCUCCUCUCCUCUCUGUCUCUCCUCAAGUCUCUUGCCUUCGAUGUGGCGCCGGGCUUUGACUCCGCCCAGCUGAGUAGUGAGGCCCGUGAUUCGUUGUCGCGGCUGUCAGAGCUGAGACAAACACUUCUGACUCCCAGUUACGGGGUUGUUCCCUGCUGCUCCCGCCUCCUCAAACUCUACCUGCAGCUGGACAUACCUGAUGUCACCAGGGAGGGCGCCAGCGUGUGCUGUCGACUGAUGAUGGGGCAGAGCAGCGUUCCUCACUAUCAACAGCUAGAGGAGUUCACUGCCCGUCUGGCGCCCGGAGAGGUGAACCAGACUCUUCUCCUGCUCUACCUGGCUGUCUUUAGUGUACGUGUUCCGGAGCGUCUCCGUUGCUUCCUGGUUUCAGUUCCUGGUCCAAACCCCGCCCAUUGGUCUGCUGCAUCCUCACUGGUCCUAAGCCUUGGUCGGCAUGGUGACGUGGAAGCCCUACAGCUGCCUCGCUCCUGGUUGGACAGCUUAUCGCUAGGGCAGGCCCUGCUUAGCAAUGCCCCCAAGCACCUCAACUUCUCCCGUUGCCCUGCGUUACGUCAAACUGUCAUCCAAUCGCUGGCUGGUGCCGGAGUGAGAGACUCUACGAGAUUGGUCAGCCUCAACCUCAGUGGAAUAGGCCACGCCUCCAAUUUCCCAGAGUGCAGUGGGGCACGGGCGGAGGAGGAACUUGUUGCCGAGGCAAUGAGCCGGGUGGUUGCUGGCUGUCCCAACCUAUCACACCUCAACCUAUCACACACACACUAUCACCAUGACAACACGCACACACCUGGUCUGGAGGACUGCAUGCACCUGUGUACCAGUCUAGCCAAACUAACACACCUCCGCUCCCUGGCCCUGCCUGCUUGCGCCCUGUCAGACGGCUCACACACACCCACACACACACCCUCCCCCUCCUCUCUGCUGCUGGGGCUGAAGAAACCGUCCCGAGUGGGGCUCCAGACCUACAGGCCAGGUGUGAACAACUCUCUCCCCAGGGAGAGCACAUCCGGGCUGGGUACCCUGUUGGCCGGCUGCCCCUCCCUGGAGGACCUAGAGCUGACCAGUCCAGGUUUCGUUUCUGCUCUGCCACGUCUCGAGCCUUGUUCCCGGGUGUGCACGGAGCAGAGAGUGUGCGUCUGGGCACGCAGCGUGGGGGACACACACAUUGCGGCGCUCGGGGGUUUUCGUGGGCUGCGGAGGUUGACGUUGGCGGGUCUUCCAGGGGUCCAGAAGGGAACGGGGUUGGUACGGGCGGCCGAGCUCUGCCGGGACCUUAGGGCAUUAUCUGUGGCUAACCUGGGGUCCUUAAAAACCUGGAACUACAGCACCGCUCUGCUGGACACACUGAGAAACUGCAGUCAGCUCACAGAGCUACGAUUGGAGCAGCCCUAUUUGGUGUGUAGCCGUGCAUUCUGGGAGGCGUUGUCAUGCUGUUCUCAUCUCCGCCGUCUCUGUCUCAUCUCUCGGAACGGAACAUUCGACCCUGAUGCCGUGGUUACCUUUAUGGAGCGUUGCCGUGAUGUCAUGGUGUGUCACAUGUUCAUGGGUGGAACUCUAGUGGCAUGUCGCACGCUGCAGAAAACACUUCUGGACCGUUUCUUAGUGGAUCGUCCGGCCCUCAGUGUGGUCAUCUACCCUCUAAUCCACGAAGACCUCCCAUUUGUCAUCAGAGACAUGCCCCUCCCCCUGCUUGAUCAGCUGACCCUCUUCCAGAGCCGCAUUGCCCAAGUCCCACUCUCAUCACCAUGGUGAUACCAGAGAGUGAAGACGCAGCAAGCCAAUCAACGCCACUGAGACCUCAUUAUCACGGGGACGCCGAAUAGUUAAGAGGCAGCUAGCCAAUAGGAGCCCCUCAGAUUUCAUUUCCGAGGUGAUGCCAAACAAAUAUGGAGGCAGCUAGCCAAUCAGAGCCCCACAGACCUCAUUUGCAUGGUGCUGUUAGAGUUUGAAGAGGCAGCUAGCCAAUCAGAGAGUAUGGAAUCUGGGGUUAGGGUUACAUGACUUGAUGCAAUACCAGCCAACCGAACUGAAAGGCAGACAUGAUGGACACCGUUCUCUAGGGACUCCAGUCAAAUAGUUCACCAGAUAGGGAAUAUUUGAAAGCUGGUCUCAGGAAUGUGAUCUGGUUGAUCUGAGAGCUAUUCAAAUAAAAAGGGUUUUCUAUUGAGAGUCUGUGUGUAUUUAAAUAACAUGAAUAUACUGAUGGGUGUCAAACUAAAAAACCUGAAUAAAAGAGUGGAGGAACAUGAACGCAGAUGCUUCCAUACAGGAGAACC